Molecule: messenger RNA, 1863 nt
Organism: Impatiens glandulifera
Lineage: Eukaryota; Viridiplantae; Streptophyta; Magnoliopsida; Ericales; Balsaminaceae
Product: protein SHORT-ROOT-like
Exons: 2
Coding region: 81-1571 (496 amino acids)
Biological process (GO): regulation of DNA-templated transcription; leaf development; radial pattern formation
Cellular component (GO): nucleus
Molecular function (GO): DNA-binding transcription factor activity; sequence-specific DNA binding
Source: RefSeq, a predicted model, not a curated record
UAAACUACUUUCAUGUUAAGUAUUAUUUUGAUUUCACUUUUCAUGUGGGUGGGUCUCUCCAAUAUAAUCCCUUCUUAAAAAUGGAUACCUUAUUCACAUUUCUUACCCUUGAACAACAACAACAAUCUGAUCUGUCCUUCAACACUACCACCACCACCUCUCGCUCUAACUAUUCCAAUUCACAUCUUCAUCAUCAUCAAGAUCAACAAGUGGCUGCAGAAGAAUGCUUCAACAUUUUCAUGGAUGAAGAAGACUUCUCUUCUUCCUCCUCCUCUAAGCAAACUUACUACAACAACCCUAACUACCACCAAUAUCCAACUACCUCCACCCCUCCGCCGCCCUACCACCACCACCACUACGAUUCCCCCGCUCGUGACAUCAUUAACGAUUACACCCCUUCUUUCUCCACCGGUAAGUGGGCAUCCGAUGUUUUGUUGGACGCCGCCCGUGCCACUGCAGAUAAAAACAGUGGCCGCGUCCAGCAGCUCAUGUGGAUGCUUAACGAGAUAAGCUCUCCUUACGGCGAUGUGGAUCAAAAACUCGCAGCAUACUUCCUCCAAGCCCUUUUCAGUCGAAUGACCGACUCCGGCGAACGAACUCUUAAAACUUUAACAUCGGCCACUGAGAAAAACUCUUCUUUCGAGUCAACUAGAAAGACCGUACUCAGGUUUCAGGAGGUCAGCGCUUGGACCACCUUCGGUCACGUUGCCUGCAAUGGUGCAAUCAUAGAAGCCCUAGAAGGGGAGCCGAAGAUUCACAUAGUUGACAUGAGUAACACUUAUUGUACUCAAUGGCCUACUCUCCUAGAAGCCCUAGCCACUCGCACCGACGACACUCCCCACCUCCGACUCACCACCAUCGUAUCAUGUCCCUCCGGCGGAGGAGCCGGAGUCCAAAAAGUGAUGAAAGAAAUUGGAAGUCGAAUGGAGAAAUUCGCUAGACUAAUGGGAGUGCCGUUCAAGUUCAACAUAAUAUACCAUGAGGGUGAUCUUUCCGGACUUAACCUAGGUCAACUUGAUUUAAAAGACGACGAAGCCCUAGCUAUCAAUUGCGUAGGGACUCUACGUUCUAUCCCAACAAUAGGUAACCGUCGGGAUUCUAUCGUAUCGAUGUUUCGUAACCUGAAUCCAAGGGUGGUAACGGUUGUCGAAGAGGAAGCCGAUCUUAACGUAGGGAUCGACGGAUACGAAUUCGUUAAGGGUUUCGAGGAAUGCUUAAAAUGGUUUAGGGUUUACUUCGAUACAUUAGAAGAUAGCUUUUCAAAGACAUGUAACGAAAGGCUGAUGCUAGAGAGGGAGGCAGGAAGAGCUAUCAUCGACCUGGUCGCAUGUCCACCGUCGGAUUCAACUGAACGGAGGGAGACGGCGGAGCGAUGGUCGAGAAGGUUUCACGGUGAAGGGUUUGGAGUGGUUUCAUUCAGCGAUGAGGUGAAUGAUGACGUUAGGGCUUUGUUAAGGCGAUAUAAAGAGGGAUGGUCGAUGGUUCAGUGCGAUCCGGGAAGCGCCGCCGCCGGAAUAUUCUUGACGUGGAAAGAACAGCCGGUGGUAUGGGCAAGUGCGUGGAAACCUUAAGGAUGUUUAAAGUUGGUUUCUUUGAUUGGUGGUGGUGGGGUACAAGUGUGAAGGAGUUUUCCGACACGUGGCGAUGGAUUUGUUUUGUUUGAAAGAAAAAGAGCAUGCAUAUAGUUUGCUUUUAAGUUACAAAGUAAUUUUAUUUAUUUAGAUUUGAUUUGAUUACAUGAAUUAAUGGGAGUAAAAAAUAAAUAUCCAUAAUUCUCACUCUAGCUAGAAGCUAGGGUUAGCAUUUUCUUAUUGUUUUGGGUAUUUAUGCAACUUACAUGAAUUUGAUUUUUAAUUGCUUGUU